AUGGGCAACAAGCCGGCCGUUUUCACUCACGAGCAGCUGGAAGCGUAUCAGGACUGCACCUUCUUCACGAGGAAGGAGAUCAUGAGGCUCUUCUAUCGCUACCAGGACCUGGCCCCCCAGCUCGUCCCUCUGGACUACACCAGCAGCCCCGACGUGAAGGUGCCGUACGAGCUCAUCAGCAGCAUGCCUGAGCUGAAGGACAACCCCUUCCGCCAGCGCAUCGCGCAGGUCUUCUCCGAGGACGGGGACGGCCACAUGACCUUAAACAACUUCCUGGACAUGUUCUCCGUGAUGAGCGAAAUGGCCCCCCGCGACCUCAAAGCCUACUACGCUUUUAAGAUCUACGACUUUAACGACGACGACUACAUCUGCGCGUGGGACCUGGAGCAGACGGUGACCAAGCUGACGCGGGGCGAGCUGAGCGCCGAGGAGGUGAGCCUGGUGUGUGAGAAGGUGCUGGACGAGGCCGACGCGGACCACGACGGGCGGCUGUCCCUGGACGACUUCCAGCACGUGAUCCUGCGGGCGCCCGACUUCCUCAGCACCUUCCACAUCCGCAUCUGAGCGCGCCGAGGAGGAGGAGUGGCGGAGGCCCUCGCCCGCGGGAGGUCCCUCUCGCUCUGGGAAUAAACGCGGCGCUCGCACGCCUGCCAGGAGGACGUGUAUUCCAUAUUUAAAAAAAAUUAUUAUUA
This is a messenger RNA of Equus quagga, 692 nucleotides long. It is a transcript of the gene CIB3, whose product is annotated as calcium and integrin binding family member 3. The record is from RefSeq and is a predicted model, not a curated record. NCBI's taxonomy places the organism in Eukaryota, Metazoa, Chordata, Mammalia, Perissodactyla, Equidae. The coding region runs from base 1 to 564 and encodes 187 amino acids. The transcript is spliced from 6 exons. Gene Ontology annotation, molecular function: calcium ion binding.